Perca fluviatilis (European perch) is the source of this 844-nucleotide messenger RNA. RefSeq lists its product as uncharacterized. Bases 149 to 829 code for a protein of 226 amino acids. The transcript is spliced from 6 exons. NCBI's taxonomy places the organism in Eukaryota, Metazoa, Chordata, Actinopteri, Perciformes, Percidae. The record is from RefSeq and is a predicted model, not a curated record.
CCAUGUCCUCUGCCCACACUGCAACUAUUCAAGACAGUGGCAGAGUCAGCCUGUUGUAGGAAGUACCCCCGUCGGCAACCUACACCUGUCAGCGGCAACAUAUUUCACCGGUUCAUCCUUUAUCCAACUGGAAAAGAUAUGCAAGGCCAUGAAUCUUCAGAUUUUCCAGUAUGACACCUUCAGGAGGCAUGCUAGGAGUUUUCUGGAGCCAGCCAUAAUCCACAAAUGGAAGACGGAUCAGCAACAUCUUUUUCAAAAGUUACAGCAUGGAGGAAAGAUUGGAGUCAGUGGAGAUAUGCGAGCUGACUCCCCAGGGCACUCAGCAAAGUAUGGGAGCUACACACUGAUGCACCUAGACAGUAACCGCAUUAUUGACCUUCAGCUUGUUCAGAGCAAUGAAGUAGGUGGUAGUUACCACAUGGAGAAGGAGGGCCUUAAACGCUGCCUGGAUCUACUGGAUUCAAACGGUUUGGUGAUGGACUACAUUGUCACCGACCGUCAUCCACAGAUCCAGAAGUAUCUGAGGGAGCGCAGCAUCACCCACUUCUAUGAUGUGUGGCACUUUGAGAAAGGUUUGUCAAAGAAACUUGAAAAAGUUGCGCAAAACAAGGACUGCGGGGUGUUGAAAAAGUGGCUGCGUAGCAUCAAAAGCCAUGUCUACUGGAGUGCAACAUCGUCAACAUCAGGGCCAGAGAAGGUAGCCAAGUGGAUGUCGAUUGUCAACCACAUCCAGAACGUGCACUUGCAUGAAAACCCUCUUUUCCCUAAGUGCCAACAUCCUGAUCGAGUGUCAAGGGAUCCAAGUAAAUGGUUUCAACCAGGUAUGUAAACAAAAUGUGACUAA